AGAGAGAGCAUGGAAGGUGGUUCCUGAGGGGAGUUUCCAAACUUCUCAAUGAGCUCCUUGCAGCUCUAAGCUCUGUGCAUUCUCUGUGUAACACACACACACACACACACAUACAUACUCACACAUACACACACACGCAGCACCCUCACGUACACACACACGCAUGGAGUCACACACACACAGCGAUGUCUGCAGUUGCGUGGACAGAGGCUGCAUGUCCAGCAUUCCUUUACUGCCCCACUGCUGCCAGAGGAAGACUGGAUGAGAAAAAAAGAGAAAGAGGGAAAGAACGACAGAAGCACAGAGAAGAAGGGGAGAAAAAAGAACGCUAAGACGGAUUGGAAAAUGGGAUAAGGAGACUGUGCGACAGAGGACGGAAAGAGAGAGAGAGAGUGUGUGUGUGAGAGAGAGAGUGUGUGCGUAUGUCUGUGUGUGUGAGAGAGAGGGAGGGACAAAGAAGACUGGAAGGGUGUCUGUGUGUGCAUGUGUGAGUAAGAGUGAAAAAGAGAAGACUGUAAGUGUGAGUUUGUGUGUGUGUGUGUGUGUGUGUGUAUGUGUGUGUGUGUAUCAUGGCCAAAGAGCGGUCCCGCAGGUGUGUGUUGCUGGGUGUGUGCGCGCUGCUGUGCGUCGUGUGUGUGUGCCUGCACGUCUAUGUGGAGCUCACCUGGUGGGGAGGUCAGGGGUCAGCCACCCGACUCCACCAGGCCGUCACCGCGGCAACGAGGAAGAGGAGAGUGUCUGAGGACGCACACACGUGGAGGAAGAACGCUUCGCUCUCCGCUGCCAAGACAGUGGGGUCCACAUGCUGUCCACCUCAGCGCCUGAGCAGAACGUAUCGCAGGUGGCGGAUAGAGCUGCAGCCGUGGGCUGGGGAGAGACACAGCCUGGAGGAGGAGGCCAAGAGAUUCCUACAGUACAUAUCUACUCCACAGAUUCAGUGUUCAAGGUCUAUAUUGGAUGCUGAAGAGCACUGGAGUGUGUGUGAGGAUGACCGAUUCAGUCUGGCCCGACGCAUCACAAACAAGCACUGUAGAGUGUAUUCAUUAGGUCUGGGUGCUGACGAGCGCCAGGCGGAGCGGGCCCUGGUGCGGGCCGGCUGCGAGGUGCACUGCUUCGACCCGAGCAUCUCGGAGGCGCACCUGCAGGAGUCGGAGCGCCUGUGGGUCCACCGCCUCUCGGUCGACUGGCGCGACCCCAACCCCGCCAUCUCGGGGCAGCGGCACCGCGCCAACACCAAGAAGCUCGCCACCAUCCUCGACAAAUUUGGACACCAGGAGGUGGACAUUCUGAAAGUCGACAUGGAGAGCGCUGAGUGGAAGAUUCUAGAGAACCUGGUUCUGGAGGGAGUGCUGAGCUCCGUGGGCCAGCUGCUCCUGGAGGUCCACCUGCACUGGGCCGGGUUCGAAGUGGGCGGGGAGGACUUUGACGUGGUCCGCUACUGGUUCAGUCUGCUUAAGGAGGUGGAGCUCGCUGACUUCAGACUGUUCCACAGCUGGUCCGACCCAAACAAGCCCCACCUCUUUUUGCACAAGAACCUAUGGAACACCAGCAGCGUGUUUCGGCUGGGCUGGGUUAACACCCGAUGGAAACCACGCUGACCAAUUACAUGGAAGCUCUGCAGACUAUAUCCAAUAGGAGCAGAGAAGGAAGAGAAUGUGAGUUUCCCUAGGAACGCCGAAAGACCCAGAAGUAACCUCUACUUCCAGGAACAAUGUGUGACCAGUCAGUGAACUCCCAUGGACACUAGAUAAGUCCACCCUAGAAUGGACAAGCAGAGUGCAAAAUUAUCAUUUUGUUGGAGAGUCUAAACAGGGUGAAAACGUCUCAGAGAAAACAGUUCUCAAGGAAAAGACUGUAAAAAACACUUUCGUUUCUAACCUUACCAACACUAAGCUGUCAGACUCAAACACAAACAUACACACAAAAUGCUCUCCUGGUGUAGGAAAGUACAACACACACACACACACACACACACACACACACACACACACACACACACACACACACACACACACACACACACACACACACACACACACACACACACACACACACACACACACACACACACACACACACAAAAUAACUCUCCUGCUGUUGGAAAGUGCUAUCUGUUGGAUGCACUAUAUCUGAACCCGUAUGAGAGUUAAUCUCUUAUUUGUGGGCUUGGCUCAUCAUGUUUGGGAAUUAGGCUAAUACUGGCUGUAGGCUGGAAACGUGACACAGGCUCUCCAUCUGAUUUCUGUAUUUAUGUCUAAUGCCCUGUCCCAGGCGGAGCACUGUAUGCUUAAGCCCUGUAGGAGCCUUGAAAAUGCUGAGUCAUGUUUCACCCAUCAGAUACCUGACACUCACUGGCCCACUUAUGGCUGAGGAGAUACAUGACUGGACAAGGUACAUUGCCACUCAAUCUCCCCUCCCUCUGUCCUUCCACACACACACACACACACACACACACACACACACACACACACACACACACACACACACACACACACACACACACACACACACACACACACACACACACACACACACACACACACUGUUGUCAGUAAAAGCAAUCAGCAGCACACACCAAUGGUGAAGACAGAUAUGGCAGGACACACCUCAUUUAUUCCCACUAACAUAAAAACUAGCACACGCACACAUGCACACACACACACACACACACACACACACACACACGCACACAUACACACAUACACACACACAAAUUACAGUUUUUUGGAGGGCCAUAAAACAGAGAUUUGGCUUCGUCCCCCCCUGUACAUAAGAACAUAAGCUGUUUUGCGGUAGAUGGCAAACAGAACCUGUACAGCAAUCAGUGAAAAUGAUGAAGAAACUGGGCAGGAGAGGAGAGAAAUGGUGACACACUUACGGCGUGAUGCACGUGAUGCAGCAGGGGGGAAUUUUCCAUAAAGCUAAUAUCACUGGACAGGCAGCAGCAGGAUCUGGCCCGGGGUCUGACAGGUUCAUGAGACAUCUGGACCAGAUCAGGACCAGACCGUGUUCCCAUUCAUUUCAUUUCCAAUGCAAAAUCUUAACCACUGAAAUAGGACAUCGUUAAAAGAAAAGUGUGUUACAUGAAAGCAAAUAAGAAAUCAAUUCGCCAGAGGGGAGUGGAUUAAGUACUAAUGCUUCUACUACAGUGACAGAAGUAAGCAUUGGGUGUAAUGCUCCGACAACCUCACAUUGUGAGCUGUUCACAAUUCAUCCUGUGAUAAAGAGAACAAUCAUUCUUAAUUCACAAUGACUUAGAAGAUACAAACACCUACACCACAAAACAAUAAUAAUGAUAAUAAAAGGUCAUGUUGAAUACAACGUGACGUCACAUUAUUGCUGUACCAGACCCUCAGGACCCACAUCAUGGACAACGUCAGAGACUUCAUUGUCUGUAGGCUAUCGUAAGUCAGAGUAACAUCAAAAUCGUGCAUAGUGCCCGGACCAGUAACGUGGCUCCAUAGCAACCGUGCCAUUUUCUUUAGCCACAUUGUCAUGAAUGACCUCUACAUUUUGGAUGUUGCGUUGCCUGUGCCGUGUCUGUGUCUUUGGUAGGGGUCAACAGGUCAGCAGUGUCCUGUGAGUUAGUCUGGUGUGAAUGGGAGGAAGGAAAGGAACCAAACUACCUUUGUGUGAACUGUGAAUGUGUGUAGAGCAUAGCAAACUGCUAACUGCCAAAUAAAGUUAUGACGUGCAGAGCAAUACACGUAAAACAAGUCUGGUCAAUUGGAAUUGCUUAGCUGUUCUUUUCUCCUG
Molecule: messenger RNA, 3756 nt
Organism: Sardina pilchardus (European sardine)
Lineage: Eukaryota; Metazoa; Chordata; Actinopteri; Clupeiformes; Clupeidae
Gene: mettl24
Product: methyltransferase like 24
Exons: 5
Coding region: 570-1598 (342 amino acids)
Source: RefSeq, a predicted model, not a curated record